AGCUCUAUAGUAUGGAAAUCUAGGUGCAAUUAGGUUCUAAAAAACAUAAAUAUACUUGGGCCAUUUAUUCAGAACAAUGCACAUAUUUUUGCAGUUCUACCCAUAGACUGUAGGAAUACAGUCUAUGGUUCUACCUCUACCGGCACUGUGAACUUAGAUUUUUUUUUUCCUAAAUGAACACAAAAUGUCUUCACCCACAUUUACACCAACAUAGACUGACAGAGAAAAUAUAAUUUUAGCCUUUACACAUCACAACUCUGCUAAUUGAUAGUUCCAGGGUGUCAACAGUUUCUUUUGUCCCUCAUAAAUUGAUUAAAUCUAGUUUAAUGACAUAAUGAUCACUUACUCUGCAAUGAUUGCUGUCGCUAAACAAAAAAGACUUUAUGGUUUAGAAGAGUAAAUACACAUUACUGUUACUUCUGGUAAUGCAAACUCUGAAUGUGAAGAUUUUUUUUUUUAUUUGACAUGGUAGUUAUAUUUUCUACUUACAGAACUGCAGAGAAAACAACCAUGUUACCUCAACAGCAUUGUUUAUCGUGACGUAAGAGAACUGUAGAGACAACAGAUACGCUGAGUGAAUUUGACAAACUUCCUCCUCUUUUUUGUUUUGCAGUCAAAAUACAGCACACCCAUUUCCUUAGAAAAGAAGGUCACCGUCAUACUCUGUUUACUCAUUCCUUAAACAAACCACAAACAUGCUAAACACUGGAGCUCACAGUGUGUGGGCAUUCUUUAGCUCUGAGUUAAGCAAAUGGGCCUCAUGUGGAGAGCUGUCUUUCUAUUGGCUUGAAUACUACUCAUUUUACCUGAGCUUCACCUUUAUUUGUUAAAAUUGUUUUUAGUUUUAUUCAUUUAUAUCUAAUAGUUUAGAACUUUUGACCAAAUUGUUAUGCUGGAGUGUCUAUUCUUUUAUUUACUCUCUGUUUUUAGUUUUUUAUCCUGUGCAGCCCUUUGGAACUAGGUUGUUUAAUAAACUAUGUAAAUAAACAGAUUGGUUAAUUGAAUGGAGUCAAGCAGGUCAACUAUAUUAUCCCUAAAAAUAUGUUUGAUUCACAAUACAUUAACUAUGUGCCAGUUAUUAAGUUUAAUUUUGUAUCUGUACCAAGUUUGACCAGUGGUGAGCUGUCUGCAGAAUACGCAUUUAUAAUUAGCUUGUACCAACUGUAGCAUCAUAAAUAAAUAUACUUACCUGGUCUUUCAGUGGAAGAAGGUGACACUUUUGUCGACCACGUCCAGAAUUACUGUGAUCGAGAAUCAAUCUCCAAAAGUCAAAGACUCUUGUGCUGGUUUGCUUCAGCAGUUAAAAGAUGUGACAAAGCUCUGGAUUAAACCUUAGGAACAGAAGCUUGACCUCACUGUGAUGCACAUCAGGAGGGAUCAUUUUUGGUCAUGGAGGAUCUUCAUGGAUCGUAAUAACAGCUUCAUUCUUUGACGAUGAUCAUAGUUUUUGGCAAGUUUUAGAAAUAACUCCAAUAGUUGCUUUGAACGCUCAUCGUUUUCAACAAAACAACUGAUUGCACAUCAAGUUGUGGAACAAGAUUAAGUCUGAAAGUAACUCAGAAAAGAAAAAUACAACCUUGAAGAUGGUGGUGAAAACGGACCAAGUUCACUCAACGAAGCUCCUCCACCAGCACCUGAACUCUCCAUCUCCUCCUGCAGUGUGAUCUCCAGUCAGAAGCAGCCAUGAGUGUGAGGACCAAACACAGGAACAGGUCUGGAACUCCCAUUUACUCUCAGGGCUUCAGUGCCCGUUCCAUGGGAUCUUACACCAUCCCCAGAACCAGCUCUUUUGUUAGUAUGGGGGCUCUUGUCAGGGUUGUUACCACUGACCAAAGCCUUCUUGAGCCGCUCAACUUGGAGAUCGACCCCAAUGUGAAAGUGGCUUGCACCCAAGAGAAAGAACAGAUCAAGACUCUAAACAACCGCUUUGUUUCACACAUUAAUAAGGUUAGAACCCUAGAGCAGGAGAACAAAAUGCUGCAAACCAAAUGGAAACUGCUGAACGAGGACACUGACUCUAACUCUAACAUCGAGUCCGUACUGAAAUCGUACAUCGCCAACCUGGAAAAGAAGCUGGGUGAUCUGAAGACAGCCAAUGAGUACGGCGAGGAGAAGAAGGGGGCUUUACACCAUCAAGUGGACGUUUACAGGGAAAAAUAUGAAAAAGAGAUUAACAAGAGGACUGAUGGAGAAAAUGAUUUUGUCCUAAUGAAAAGGGAUGUGGAUAUUGCAUAUAUGUCAGUGGCAAGCCUUCAUCAUAAUCUGUCUUCAUUAAAAAUUGAACUUAAGUUCCUCAAGGAUCUGCAUGACGAGGAGCGGCGUGAGCUGCAGCAGAAAGUGGCGAACACAAACGUGGUGGUGGAGAUGGACAACUCUCGCAACCUAAACAUGGGGGACAUUGUGUCUGAGGUUAAGACUCACUAUGAAGGCAUUGCUGCUCGUGGCCGUGAAGAAGUGGAAAGCUGGUACGAGGCGAAGUUACACCAGAUGGCAACGGAAGCAAGAAGGAAUGAUACAGAGCUGCAAGACAACAAAAAGGAAGUAGCUGAACUUCAGCAAACCAUUCGGCGCUUUGAGAUGAAAAUCCACGCUGUAUCAUCAGAGAGAUCUGCCAUCGAAAGAAGGCUUGCUGAGGCGGAGGAGAAAGGGGACAAGGCUUUGGUGGAUGCCAGAAGCUCCAUCAAGGAUCUGGAGCAAGCUCUGCCCAGAGAAAAGCUUAGGAUGGCUAAGCAGAUCAGAGAUUACCAGGACCUCAUGAAUGACAAGAUGGGUCUUGACGUGGAGAUAUCCACAUACAUGAACCUGCUGGAACAAGAGGAGAAAAAAAUGCAGAAUCCAUCUUAUGUCUACAUCAAAGAGGGGGUCGCCAAAGCUGAGAAUUUCACAGCUCAGACCCCUCUCCAGUCACCGAGGUCUGCACCCCUUCUCAUCAGGAUAGAGGAGUCCGAAGAUGUAAUAUACAGCUGAGCCCGGAAUCAUGCUGUGAUCAAGUGAUGGAUACUUUCCACCUUUAAUAACUGUUCUUUUAAACCUAAGAGUUUUGUCCCCAAAUGAGGAGAAGCAUUUGUGUCUUUUUGACUUUAAAAACUUAAAUUUGCAUUUUUUUUUUUUUUUGUAAUUGAUAUGUAACACUGAUGGGAAAUGAUGUCCAAUUGUUCAUGUGUGUUUUAGAGAGAUUUUGUUUGUUCUUGAAUAUGCUGAAUCAGCAUGCACACUGUCAUCAAGUGUAUUCUGCUACAAUAAAGAGACACUGUGGUUAAAAUGGGGCCUUGCUUUGCAACCUGAGCUUUUUAGGAAAAAUGUA
Oryzias melastigma (Indian medaka) is the source of this 3304-nucleotide messenger RNA. Its product is annotated as keratin, type II cytoskeletal 8. Bases 1684 to 2967 code for a protein of 427 amino acids. Gene Ontology annotation, cellular component: keratin filament. Gene Ontology annotation, biological process: keratinization; intermediate filament organization. Lineage: Eukaryota; Metazoa; Chordata; Actinopteri; Beloniformes; Adrianichthyidae. The transcript is spliced from 12 exons. The record is from RefSeq and is a predicted model, not a curated record. Gene Ontology annotation, molecular function: structural constituent of skin epidermis.